AUGAUAAUUGAUAAACGUUCAGGCUUCGGCAAGUGGUAUGUGCGGUCGAUCUAUGCCAACAUUGCCGUCCAGGUAAAGCUCUGCCACGACCACAAGGAGGCCAAUGACGACAAGGAGUACUUGUAUGCCUGGUCCCAGCUUAUGAAGUUCUGGGACGCUCUCACCCGGCGCGAGCAAUACAAGGACAUCGACGAGGGUUGUUUUUCCGCCAAUCUGUCAUCGGCAAAGAGAAGACGAACUGGGAACGAUUCGUCAGUGGAUCUGAACGCUCUGGUCCAGUCGGACGUCGCUCGUCCACCGAAGACGACCGCGGACACUUCGUGCUUAUAA
Messenger RNA from Penicillium bovifimosum, 330 nucleotides. RefSeq lists its product as uncharacterized. Lineage: Eukaryota; Fungi; Ascomycota; Eurotiomycetes; Eurotiales; Aspergillaceae. The record is from RefSeq and is a predicted model, not a curated record. Bases 1 to 330 code for a protein of 109 amino acids. The transcript has a single exon.